Messenger RNA from Adineta steineri, 660 nucleotides. The record is from the annotation of a GenBank genome assembly. Lineage: Eukaryota; Metazoa; Rotifera; Eurotatoria; Adinetida; Adinetidae.
AUGGCAUCGACUUUGAUUUCAUCAAAAACAAACUCUGGUAAAUCAUCCAGUAAUAGUAUAACAUCAAAUGAAGCCCCUAUUACGGAAGAAGAAUUAAGAAAAAAAGAAACACCAAUUACAAUUAGUGAUAUUCUUAAAUUAAGAAAAGCUACAAAUAAUUAUUUAACAGAAACAGAUAGAAAUGUAUAUAAAAUUGAUUUUGUUCAUUUUCGGAUUCGUGAUAUGAAAACAAAUAAGGUACUUUUUGAAGUGGAACGAGGACAAGUAGAUGGAGGUGAUCCAGAUAAUGAUCAAGAACUUGAGGUUGGUCGUUUUGUACAAUAUCAUUUUCCAUCAUCAUUCCUCAAACUUAAACAAGUCGGCGCUCUAGUCGAUUUUACAGUAGGCGAUCGUGAAGUACAAUCAUUUCGAAUGAUUGAACGUCAUUAUUUUCGUGAUCAAUUAAUCAAAUCAUUUGAUUUUGAUUUUGGUUUUUGUCCACCAAAUACAAGAAAUUCAAUUGAACAUAUUUAUGAAAUGCCAGAAUUCACUGCCAAGCAAGUUAAAGAAAUGGUUGAAUAUCCAAAUGAAACCAAGUCAGAUAGUUUUUAUUUUGUCGACAAUCAGUUAAUCAUGCAUAAAAAAGCCGCAUAUGUAUUUGAUCUUGAACAUUCGCAUUAA